AUGAGUUCAGGAUUGGAGAGCUAUGUUAAUCGUAUCCUUUGAUUAAAAUUUAAAACAAAUUUCUUGUAAAAUGCAUUGCUACAUUAUUGGUUGAAAAUAAAUGUUAUUUAAAAUAAUUAAAUUGUAAAUAUAAUUUAUGUUCUUGUCUAAUAUCUAUUUAUUUUUAUAUUUGAUGUAAUGUAUUAUUUUCCUUAUCUGUAUAAUGUUAGAUACAGUUUCUAUUAUAACAUCAGAUGGCAGAAACUUUGUGGUAAAUAUAAACAAAUAUAAAUAGUAUAAUUUACUAAUGAUUUACAACUAACUAUUUUAUUUUUCAAAUAGGGAACACUUAAAGGGUUUGAUCAAACUAUAAAUAUAAUUUUAGAUGACAGCCAUGAACGAGUGUAUAGCACAAAUCAAGGUGUUGAACAGGUUAUUUUAGGCUUGCAUCUUAUUCGUGGCGAUAAUGUGUAAGAAUAUUUUGCGUACAUUUCAUUUGUGUACAUUUUUUAAUUAAAAAUAUUUGUUAUAUUUUUUCAGAGCUAUUAUUGGUGAAGUUGAUGAAACAGUAGAUUCCACAAUUGAUUUAAGUGCAAUCAGAGCAGAACCUAUUGGAUCAGUAGUAUUUUGA
This is a messenger RNA of Cinara cedri, 610 nucleotides long. Lineage: Eukaryota; Metazoa; Arthropoda; Insecta; Hemiptera; Aphididae. The record is from the annotation of a GenBank genome assembly.